AUGAAAGUGAUUACUGAUCAAUUGGCCACUAUCAAAGCACCAAUUCCAGAGGAUGAGCAUAUAGUCGCAUUACUAUUAAGUCUACCACGUUCAUAUAACACCUUGGUAACUGCACUAACUGCCAAAGGAGAUGAACUAAACCUGAGUCAACGGCAUCAAGCAUUGUUAAAUGAGGAAGAGAAAUGCAAGCAAAGUAAGAGUAAAGUCGGUGGUGGUGGUGGAGCUGAGGAUUGCGAAUCUGCAUUGCAACAUAACAAGUUAGAUCGAAAGCCUAUUAAGUGUUAUGGUUGUGGAGAAGGUCAUGUUAUUCAAAAUUGUCCUCAGAAAAAGAAAAACCCCAGUAUCAACGAAAUGAAAAUCAAGGAAAAUUUGAAAAAUCAUCAAAGCACAAUGCAGCUCCUGCUCAUGGGGACACUGAUAAGAAUGAUGAUUCUGACGCUGUUUUUGCUGUUGGACUAAGUGUUAUGAAAGGAGAUGACUACUGGAUUAUCGACUCAGGCGCAUCUCAACACAUGACUUCAAGUUGUGAUCUAUUGAUGAACUAUCAAGAGUUUUUGGAUCCAGAACCAGUUGUUCUUGGAGAUGGUCGAUCUGUGCAUGCUUUGGGGACUGGUAAAAUAUCCAUUACUAUGCUGCUUGGUCCUAAAGAGAAAGAUGAACGAAAAUCAACUAUGACUUAA
Messenger RNA from Paramuricea clavata, 680 nucleotides. Lineage: Eukaryota; Metazoa; Cnidaria; Anthozoa; Malacalcyonacea; Plexauridae. The record is from the annotation of a GenBank genome assembly.